Messenger RNA from Oncorhynchus gorbuscha (pink salmon), 2910 nucleotides. It is a transcript of the gene mlh1, whose product is annotated as mutL homolog 1, colon cancer, nonpolyposis type 2 (E. coli). Bases 317 to 2488 code for a protein of 723 amino acids. Lineage: Eukaryota; Metazoa; Chordata; Actinopteri; Salmoniformes; Salmonidae. Gene Ontology annotation, biological process: mismatch repair. The transcript is spliced from 19 exons. Gene Ontology annotation, molecular function: ATP binding; ATP-dependent DNA damage sensor activity; mismatched DNA binding. The record is from RefSeq and is a predicted model, not a curated record. Gene Ontology annotation, cellular component: MutLalpha complex.
UUAAUUAUUGCUUAAUAAUUACUUCACUUUUGUUUUGAGGCGACCUCGGCCUCGGACAAAGCGGGUUACCUGGCUCACGUCCGGGAGGCAGCCCGGUUCCAAAUCGAAUGCAAUCAACUUUCAGCCGGUGCAAAACACGGCUCAACGGGCGCACUGGCGAGAUUAAUCGAACCCCUCACUCUCCCCCGCGCUUUUAACAUGUUGUGAUGGUGGUAGGAUGUUAAGAUAGCUACCCUUAUUAAGUAAGGGUGUCCCAUUUAAGCAGCUAUUUGUGUUACUUCUGAUAAUAUUCACAAUCUGAAUCAAAGCUAACAGUAUGUCCGGGGUGAUUCGGAGACUCGAUGAGACCGUUGUUAAUCGGAUUGCUGCUGGAGAAGUUAUCCAACGUCCUGCAAAUGCUAUCAAAGAAUUGCUUGAAAACUGUUUAGAUGCCAAGUCCACCAACAUACAGGUGACUGUGAAGGAGGGGGGUCUGAAACUUAUCCAGAUACAAGACAAUGGCACUGGCAUCAGGAAAGAAGAUAUGGAGAUAGUAUGUGAACGGUUUACAACAAGCAAGCUCCAGACUUUUGAGGACCUCAACGCCAUCUCGACCUAUGGUUUCCGAGGAGAGGCACUUGCCAGUAUAAGCCAUGUUGCCCAUGUGACCAUAACAACCAAAACGGCUGACGCCAAGUGUGCUUACAGAGCCACCUACUGCGAUGGGAAACUAAAGACCCAACCCAAACCCUGCGCUGGAAACCAGGGGACACAGAUCACUGCGGAGGAUCUGUUUUAUAACGUGUCCACCAGGAGGAAAGCACUGAAGAGCCCCAGUGAGGAGUACUCCAGGAUUGUGGAGGUGGUGAGCAGGUAUGCUAUACACAACUCUGGGAAAAGCUUUGCUGUCAAAAAGCAAGGUGAGACCAUGGCUGACGUCAGGACCCUACCCAACGCCUCCAUACUGGAUAAUAUCCGUGUGGUGUUCGGCAAUACAGUCAGCAGGGAGCUGAUUGAAGUGGGCUGUGAGGAUCAGAAGCUUGCCUAUAAGCUGAAGGGCCACAUCUCCAAUGCCAACUACUCAGUGAAGAAGUGCAUCCUCAUCCUCUUCAUCAAUCAUCGUCUGGUUGAAUCGAGUGCCUUAAAAAAAGCCAUUGAGACCGUUUAUGCUGCAUACCUUCCCAAGAACUCUCACCCAUUUCUAUAUCUCAGCCUGGAGAUUGCCCCUCAUAACAUCGACGUGAAUGUCCACCCUACCAAACACGAGGUGCACUUCCUCCACGAAGACUGUAUCAUCGAGAGCGUUCAAAAACAGAUAGAGAGCAAACUCCUGGGCUCCAACUCCUCACGCACGUACUUCACACAGACAUUGCUGCCUGGGCUGUCUGUCUCCACCAGCGAGGGGAAGUCUUCCUCCAACUCCACGGGGGACAGUGAGCGGGUCUACGCACAUCAGAUGGUCAGGACCGACAGUAGAGCCCAAAAGCUGGACUCCUUUCUCCAGCCGGCGUCCAAGCUGGCCCCUACUCCCACCGCCAACCCUAAUGGGCAGAGCAGGGGGGAACCUGUGACCACCAAUGACAUGGAAGAGAUGGACAACGCAGAGAUCCUGGAGGAACAGGCGCCAGGUGCCACAGAGGAUGGGGAGGGAACCAGCCGAAAUACCCCAGCUGAUCUCCCCAGGAAGCGUCCCCGUGCCGGUGAGGACGAGGAGCAGGAGAACCUGACUGCUGCAGCCACAACCAGGAGACGAGCCAUCAAGCUGAGCAGUGUGAAGGAGCUGAGAGAUGACAUCACUGAGCACGCACACAAAGGUCUUCAAGAGAUGCUUCAGAAUCACUCGUUUGUGGGCUGUGUCAACCCCCAGUGGACUCUGAUCCAGCACCAUACCAAACUGUACCUUCUCAACACCACCAAACUCAGCCAGGAGCUAUUCUACCAAAUUUUGAUCUACGACUUCGGUAACUUUGGCAUCUUGAGGUUAUCUGAGCCUGCGCCACUCUAUGACCUGGCCAUGCUGGCUCUGGACUCCGAGGAGAGCGGCUGGUCGGAGGAGGACGGGCCCAAGGAGGGUCUGGCCCAAUACAUAGUCGACUUCUUGAAGAAGAAAUCUGAGAUGCUGGAGGACUACUUCUCCAUGGAGAUCGACCAGGAAGGAAAUCUCACCGGUUUGCCAUUGCUGCUUGACAAGUACACCCCUCCUAUGGAGGGUCUGCCCAUGUUCAUCCUACGUUUGGCUACUGAGGUGAACUGGGACAAUGAGAAGGACUGCUUCAGAGACUUCAGCAAGGAGUGCAGCCAGUUCUACUCUAUCAGGAAACAGUAUGUCCUGGAGCCGGGAGAGGAGGAGCAGGAUGCAGAGCUGAACUCGUGGCGUUGGAAGGUGGAGCAUCUCCUGUUUAAAUCCUUCCGGAGCCUCUUCAGUCCCCCUAAACACUUCAGUGAGGAUGGCAGCGUACUCCAGAUUGCUAAUCUACCAGACCUCUACAAAGUAUUUGAGCGAUGCUAAGACAUGAGAAACACUGUCCAUGGGCUGCAUGUCUGUUUCGAGAAACCAUUUGAUAUACAGUCUACAUACCUUAGCCAAAUACAUUUAAAUUUAAAGUUUUUCACAGUUCCUGACAUUUAAUCCUAGUAAGAAUCCCUGUUUUAGGUCAGUUAGGAUUACCACUUUAUUUUAAGAAUGUGAAAUUUCAGAAUAAGUGUAGAGUGAUUUACUUUUUCAUCACAUUCCCAGUGGGUCAGAAGUUUACAUAAACAAUUAAGGUAAUUCUAAUUGAGUGUAACUUGGUUCAAACGUUUCAGCUAGCCUUCCACAAGCUUCCCACAAUAAAUUGGAUACAUUUUGGGUUAUUCCUCCUGACAGAGCUGGUGUUACUGAGUCAGGUUUGUAGGCCUCCUUGCUCGCACACCCUUUUUCAGUUCUGCCCA